Molecule: messenger RNA, 3353 nt
Organism: Neoarius graeffei (lesser salmon catfish)
Lineage: Eukaryota; Metazoa; Chordata; Actinopteri; Siluriformes; Ariidae
Gene: erg
Product: ETS transcription factor ERG
Exons: 11
Coding region: 222-1727 (501 amino acids)
Biological process (GO): regulation of transcription by RNA polymerase II; cell differentiation
Cellular component (GO): nucleus
Molecular function (GO): DNA-binding transcription factor activity, RNA polymerase II-specific; sequence-specific DNA binding
Source: RefSeq, a predicted model, not a curated record
GUACUACAUAGUGUGUACUACGGCUAGUACUGACUGACUGACUGCGUCCUAAACCCUUCGCGCUCUACGUCAUGGCCGGAUGAUUCUCCGCACAUUGCUGACUACACAGAGAAGCGCACCUUUUUUGAAGCUCCGUAUGCGUUUGGGACGGAACACAUUUCACUGUGCCUCACUUCAGGGAAAGGUAGAGGUUGUGAGAUCUUCAAUGUCUUCCAGGGGAAAUGGUCCAGACUGGAACAGAGCCAGAGCCAUAUCCAGCCAGUCAUAAGGAGGCGCUGUCUGUGGUGAGUGAGGACCAAUCUCUGUUUGAGUGUGUCUACAGCGUGGCCCAGCAGGCCAAGCCAGACAUGACAGCAUCAGCAGUGAGUGAAUAUGGCCAGAAUAAGCUGAGUCCCCGAGCAGCACAGCAAGACUGGCUUGCCUCUCCGCCUGGCCGUGUCACCAUCAAGAUGGAGUGCAGCAACGGCGGAGGAGCAGGAACCACAGGAGGAGGAGGAGGAAGUGGAAGAGUGGGACAGGUGAACGGCUCUAGGAGCUCUCCAGAUGACUGCAGUGUAGGGAAAGGAAAAAUGGCAAGUGGAGGUGAUGGUGCUACUAUGACCUACAGCAGCUACAUGGAGGACAAACAUGCCGCCCCUCCUAAUAUGACAACUAACGAGCGGAGAGUUAUUGUACCUGCAGACCCCACGCUAUGGACACCAGAUCACGUGCGUCAGUGGCUGGAGUGGGCUGUAAGGGAAUACGGCCUGCUGGAGGUCGACAUCUCGCUGUUCCACAACAUUGAUGGCAAGGAGCUCUGCAAGAUGAGCAAAGAGGAUUUCCAGAGACUCACACCCAGCUACAACGCGGACAUCCUUCUGUCCCAUCUCCACUACCUACGGGAGACUCCACUUCCCCAUUUGACUUCAGACGAUGUUGACAAAGCCUUGCAAAACUCGCCACGGUUAAUGCAUGCACGUAACACAGGAGGUGCAAGCUUCAUCUUCCCCAAUACUCCCGUCUAUCCACCUGACAUUCCCAGAGGCCCUGCAAGACCAGAUUUGGCAUAUGAAGCUGCCAGACGAUCUGCAUGGCCUCCCCAGUCAGCGUCAACCAAUAAAGUUUCACAGUCCUCACCAGCUGUUGUCACCAAAACAGAGGAGCAGAGGCCACAGCUUGAUCCAUAUCAGGUUUUGGGACCGACGAGCAGCAGGCUGGCAAACCCAGGUUCGGGUCAGAUCCAGCUGUGGCAGUUCCUGCUGGAGCUGCUCUCGGACAGUGCAAACUCGAGCUGCAUCACAUGGGAGGGCACAAAUGGUGAGUUUAAGAUGACCGACCCGGACGAGGUGGCUCGGCGCUGGGGGGAACGUAAGAGCAAGCCCAACAUGAACUAUGACAAGCUGAGCCGUGCUCUGCGCUACUAUUACGACAAAAACAUCAUGACCAAGGUGCAUGGCAAGCGCUAUGCCUACAAGUUCGACUUCCAUGGCAUUGCCCAGGCCUUACAGCCUCAUCCUCCUGAGUCGGCUAUGUACAAAUACCCUUCUGAUCUGCCCUAUGUGAGCUCCUACCACGCCCAUACACAGAAAAUGAACUUUGUGUCACCUCAUCCGCAGGCACUGCCUGUCACGUCCUCCGGCUUCUUCGGUGCACCCAACCCUUACUGGAACUCACCCGGAGCUGGCAUCUACCCCAGUCCACGCCAUCCAGCCACCCACAUGCCCCCUCACCUGGGCACCUAUUACUAGGUGUUUCAGUGUGGGCAGGAAAAUAACAGCAUCUCUCCUAAGUUGAACUGGAGCACCCCCAAGAGGCUGAAAACAGCAGCUUCGUGCUGAGCCAGGGAACUGGAAAUGGUGGUGUAAUUUUCUACACAGAAGGAGGAAGUUGGAGAUGGACGAGGCACACAAUAAUAAACACCUGAAGAAGCCGAAAUUUGACUGUAGGAUGUUGUAACCUAUAAUUUUUUACAAGGUUCUCAAUUACAUUUCAGCCAGUGACUCUCAAUUACGUCAGAUUAUCCAAGGAAUGCAAACAAAAGGUCCUGCACAAUUUGACUACAAUGUAAGAAAUAUUUCAAAGUCAAGUAGCUUGUAAAUGCUGUCCAGAAAGCUAAACACCAAUACUCAUGGGCACAAGCUAGCCUCUGGACGCAAUGCCAGCAUGUUCAAGACUGUAAGGUCAGCAGCAGGUCAUUAAGAGAAUGUGAAAGAGGACAAUCUUGAAGGCAAGUUGCAUUCAUGUAAAAAGGGCUUUAUUUUACCAAAGACAAAAAAAAAGUAGGUGCAUGAACAGUUAUGUAUUAUUCUAUAUGUUUUAAGUAUUAAACUACCUUAAUUUGAACAAACAUAUCAGAGAGAGUUAGGAAGAUGUGAAUGAGUUAAACAGGCGAAAUGAGGUGUGAAAGUAAGAGAAUGACUCAGAGAGAGAAAGAAAAUGGAAAAUGUUGAAGGAAUGAGAUGAAGGAAAGUAAAGGAAGUAUCAAGUAUUACUGCUUCGGAUAUAAACUGCCAUAUUUAUCAGUAUUAUACUACGUAGUAGUUCAUAUGGCAUUAUAGAGUGUAAAGAAGGGACAUUUACUUGAUUGUUAAUUUAACAAACUAAAGGGAAGAACCUUGAAAAUGAUUUUGUAAAAAAAAAAACAACAACUGGAAACGGAAAGAUUCUUUGUGUUUUAAAUGACCUCAGGCAUUUUUAGACAGAGGUGGAUUUUAAAAAUCAGUGCCUUAUUGAAGAAGUUCUUCACACAUUGGUGGAGGUUUUACCAAAGUACCAGUUUAUUUGUUGUUAUUAUUAUUUUUCUGAGUCACGAACGCUGUGCGUUUGUCAGAUCGAAGUAUACAAUUCAGUGUUAUAUUUCAUUUUAUAUGAUAGAUAUAUAACUUAUGCAUUUAAACACUACGAGUUGAUCUCAGCCAGCUAAAUACAGACAUUUAUAUGAUAGUUUUAAAGGGAAAAAAACAUGGACCAAAGUUAGCAAAAGUAAGUGAACAGCUGUGGCCUUUGAACUUUAAGCUCUAUAUUAAGAUUGUUUACAAAUGUAAGCCAUGCGUGCUAAUGUAAAAUGAAUUGUUUGUGAGAGCUGGUCUGGUUUGGCAUUCGGACCCGUUUCAGUGUUAACAGCAUUUACAGACUUAAGAGUCAAAAUCUGUAAAUCUCUAGCAACUGAAUAACUGGACUGAUUGCUCUGAGAUUGCUGACAAAUGGAGGAAAACAUACUUUCAUAAAUUAUAUGAUUUUCUACUGAGUAAAUUUAAUAAACUAUUUUGAAGCCAAACUUCUUUUUAUGUGUAAAGAAUGUGGUGUUAAAGUCAAAUACAAAUAAGACAAAACACCUGAUUUUUUUAAAAUAAAUUUUAUUUGCAUUAAGUUUA